AUGGUUCCUCAGCAAUUGCUAACAAAUUCUACAGACCCUCCUAAUUUGGAAGGUCUGUCCAACAAUACUGGUUCUCCAGCCACGAAUGGUUUCGUCCCAAAUUCUACUGGCAAAUCGUCAACCCAUCAGGCUGUCCCACUACCUAGCAACACCAUCUCUUAUGCGCAAAUCGCCAAAAACGCUGUAUCCCGCAACGGACGCAGACAUCAGUACCUUACUACCCUCAACACCUGUGCUUCUACCGCUGUUCGUCAACAGCUCAAUUCUGUUUCGACUACCGGUCAGAUACCGGUACCCUACCUUCUCCGACGUGGUACUGAAGACCAUAGCGUCUUUUUUGAUGUCUCCCCGCACCCCAUCAAGGAAGCCGAUUUUUUCACGGCUGCCCGUAACCUCGUUCCCAACUGGGACAUCGGCAUUGGCAUGAUACCACAUCGUGAGGAAGGCCGCCUUAUCUAUGAAAUGACCAUGCCCAACCAGCAAACCUGUGACUCCAUCGUCCAGCAAGGACUUCAGGUCGACGGCUAUCAUUACCCUGCUAUUUGUUCCCUGCCACUCACCAAAAAGAUCAUCAAAUUGGAGUUGGAAAGACUCCCCACCAGCUUGCCUGCGAAAGAACUUGAAGAAGGCCUUCGUGCUGCUCUCUCACCCUUUGGCUCAGUCUUACACCUUGGCCUUUACCGUGCCACUGCCGGCUGGUUCCAAGGAUACGGUUGUGCUGUUCUCGCCAACGAUGAAGGCGAUGAUAUUGCCUCUGGCUUAAGCCACCGUAUCGAAUUUGGACUUGUCGGUUCAACGAUCCGUCAUUUUUACGCGACCUGGAAAGACAUGGGUGCCUACUGCCGGUACUGCCAUGACGAUACGCACACUAUUGAUGCCUGCCCGACCCUUCCUGCCCAAGGUUGCUUCAACUGCUCACGUCGCGGCCGUAAGGCCACAGAUUGCCCGCACCCCCAUCGCGAGCAACCUCGUAAAACACCCAAAGUCUCACAUGCACAUGAUGCUGCAUCUAACCCUCGUCCCACGAAUUCCAAGCAGUCAGCGCAGACGCAAACUCGUAAAAUGCCCUCGACCCCUGCAUCUUCUGCAGCAACCUCACCCACUGCUGCCCCAUCAACAAGCCCAAAGAACUUCAUCCGUCUUCCGGUUGCAGCCUUACAACCAUUGUCUUCAGUAGAGCAAACCCCCUCAACUUCGCAAUCCACCUCUGAACUUAGCCAUUCUGAAGCUGAUGCAUCUGAUAUGGCAACCCCACUACAGCGUGAGACCAAGGCUUUACCCAUUGACAUGAAACGCGCCGGCGAACACUUGAUCGACGCUGCCGAUCCCCACCAUACUGGACGUGUAACUCGGUCGAAAGCCAAGAAAAAUACCAACCAAACCGCCUCAGUUACCACAGCCGACUUCCAAAAGUCGACGCCCACCGUAAAUCAUCAAGCCCCCACUUCAACCCCCUCUCCUGACGAUAUAGACAGGAUGUUGAUCGAUGAUUCCGCCGCUAACGACGAGGGAUCCCAAUAA
Radiomyces spectabilis is the source of this 1521-nucleotide messenger RNA. RefSeq lists its product as uncharacterized. Lineage: Eukaryota; Fungi; Mucoromycota; Mucoromycetes; Mucorales; Radiomycetaceae. The transcript is spliced from 2 exons. The coding region runs from base 1 to 1521 and encodes 506 amino acids. The record is from RefSeq and is a predicted model, not a curated record.